Messenger RNA from Microcebus murinus (gray mouse lemur), 3037 nucleotides. Lineage: Eukaryota; Metazoa; Chordata; Mammalia; Primates; Cheirogaleidae. The record is from RefSeq and is a predicted model, not a curated record.
GCGGUGGGCGGGGCGUGGCGCCAACGCACGCGCGCUAGUGGGCGGCGGCCGCGGCUCCCCGGGCAUAACAUCCGGCGCGUCACGAGGGGGAAGCGAGGACUUUGGCCCCGGGGCAGCCAUGGCUCGGAGGCGCGGGCACAAGUCCGCGGCCCGCGGGGAGAAGCCUGCGGGGCAGAGCGAGGCCGCGCCGGGCCCGGCGGGCGGACGUCGCGGGCGGGCGGCGGCGCCCGGAAGUGGAGAUGCCUCCGAAGACCAGAAGCUCCCGGACAGGAGCCUCCUCCCCGGGCCUCCGCGGGGAGGCAGGAAGAGAGGCCGCGGCCUCGCGGGGGCCUCCGCGGACGGCCCCGCCAGAAAGAGAGUUGCCAGGGCGAAGGCUGAAUCCAGGAGCCUCGAGGCCGACAUGAAGGAGGAGGCCGAGGAGGAGGAGGAGGCCGUCGGGGAUGGCGCGGAGGCCAGGGAGUCUCCGGGGGAGCCCGGGGGGACGCGGCCCCCAGAGCGAGGCCCCGCCGCCGCCGCGGACGACGAGGCCAGCGGCCCCGGGGAGGACGAGGAAGACAGCGAGGACGACUGGGAGGAGGUCGAAGAGCUGGGGGAGCCGGCGCCGGGAGACGGGGCGCGACCCGCCAGCCCCCCGCGGGCCCUGGAGAUCGAGGUCGAGACGCCCCAGCAGGCCAAGGCCCGGGAGAGGAGGGAGAAGACGCGGCGGGAGCUGGAGGGCCACCUGCGCAGGGCCGUGCAGCGGAUCCAGAGGGACGUCCGCGAGGACACGCACAAGGUGCACCUGCUCUGCCUGCUGGCCAACGGCCUCCACCGCAGCCGGGUGUGCAGCCAGCCUCACCUGCUGGCCCUCGGCCUCUCCCUGGUGCCCGAGCGCUUCGCCUGCGUGCCGGCCGCGGACGCGGACGCCGCCUUCCUGUCCCGCCUCACCCAGUGGUUCCUGGCCGCCUUCCCGCUGAACGGCGAGCUGCCCGCCCGCCCCGGGGACGGGCUGGAGGCCACGCUGGAGGGGCGCUUCGCCGUCCGCGCGGCCCGGGACCACGAGGAGCGCGUGCACAUGUUCCUGCUGGUCCUGCGCGCCCUGCAGCUGGCCGCCCGGCUGGUGCUGUCCCUGCAGCCCGUCCCGCUCAAGCCGCCCGCCCAGGGCAAGAAAACCUCCAAGGCGAGGCCCACGCAGGAGGCCGGAGGCCCAGGAAACCGCCCCUCGGGCCCCGGAGGGAAGCGCAAGAGCAAGAGCAAGAAGACAGGCGGCCUUGAGCCUCCAGCCUCCAGCCAGGGGGUAGAGGCCGGCCGAGGAGGCCGGGGAGGCCGGAGGCUGCGGCGGGCGGCGGCCUCCACGGCCUCCUACCGGGAGCAGAGCGGCAGUGAGGACGAGGAGGACAAGGCCGGCAGCGGCUCCGACGGGGAGCCGCAGUUCCGGGAGAAGGAGCAGGCGCAGCCGCUGCCCACGGCGGUCGGGCUGUACAAGAACCACCCGCUGUUCGCGCUGAGGCGGCACCUGCGCAAGUUCGAGGCCAUCUACCCCGACUCGGCCGCCGUGCUGGGCCACUGCCGCGGGGAGCCCGUCUACUCCAGGGACUGCGUGCACACGCUGCACUCCAGGGACACCUGGCUGAAGAAGGGCCGCGUCGUGCGCCUGGGGGAGGUGCCCUACAAGAUGGUGCGGGGCCACUCGAACCGGGCGCGCCGGGCGCGGCAGGCGCAGCCGGAGCUGCAGGACCGCGGCGACCUGGGGCUGUUCGGGCGGUGGCAGACGGAGCCCUACCAGCCGCCCGUGGCCGUGGGCGGGAAGGUGCCGCGGAACGAGUUCGGGAACGUGUACCUGUUCCAGCCGGGCAUGCUGCCCGUGGGCUGCGUGCACCUGCACCUGCCCGGCCUGCAGCGCGUGGCGCGCCGGCUCGGCGUGGACUGCGCCGCGGCCGUCACCGGCUUCGACUUCCACGGCGGCUACUCGCACCCCGUCACCGACGGCCACGUGGUCUGCGAGGAGUUCCGGGACCUGCUGCUGAGCGCCUGGGAGAGUGAGCAGGCGAGCGCCGAGCAGCGCGAGCGGGAGCGGCGGGCCCGGCGCGCGCUCGCGCACUGGAAGCUGCUGGUGCGCGGCCUGCUCAUCCGCGAGCGGCUGAGGCUGCGCUACGGCCCCCAGAGCGAGGCGGCGCCGGCCGCGGGCGCCGGGCUGUCCUCCGACGAGGAGGAGGCGACCAGCUCGCAGGCGGAGGCAGCCCGCGCCCUGGCAGCCUCCUGGCCUCGCAACCGGGAGGCCGAAGAGAAGCAGGAGCGGAGGCCCGUCAGGAAGACUCGCAGGGAGACGCGGGCGGAGGCCUCGCAGCUGUUCCCCUUCGAGAAGCUGUGACCCGGCGGCACCUGGGCGGCGUCCUCUCUGCGGGGAGACAGCGGGGGCGGGUGGAGUCUGAGGGCGGAGGCCGAGGCGAGGGCCGGCCCCAGCCAGAUUCGCCAGGGCGCGGGACUUUCACCGCGCGCUGCUGCCGGAGUGCAGAAGGCUUUCCCACGGGCUUUCCCACGGCCAGGAGUUCCGGUGCCUUUUCAGGAUUUCUGCUGCAUUUAGGGAUUCCUGUGCAUUUAGGAUUUCUGGUGCAUUUUCGGGAUUUCUGCUGCAUUUAGGGAUUCCUGUGCAUUUAGGAUUUCUGCUAUAUUUUCAGGAUUUCUGCUGCAUUUAGGAAUUGCGGUGCAUUUAGAGAUUCCGGUGCAUUUAGGAUUUCUGCUGCAUUUGGGAAUUCUGGUCAGGCUUCCUCCGUCGCACGCUGUUCUCCCGCCCCCGCCCCCCCCCCAUCCCGCAGGCCGUCACCCCUCGGCCUCGCUCGCGCCCUCCCUCCUUCCCUCGCGGGCGACAGAAAUCGGGGAAGCUGGAACCGGGAGGGAGGGGGGGACGGGGACGGCCACUGCGGGAGCGUUAGUGCAGGCGGAAGCGGGUCAGACCGGGUCUCACUGUACCUGGAGGAGGCUGCGCGUGUCACGGGUGGUCAAGAGAAGUAACUUUUAUAACGUUUUUGGAAAAAAUAAAAGCAUUUAUCUGAAAAGA